AGUAGGUUGCCAGAAAGUUUUUUGUUGGCAAAUUAAUUUGUUAAUUAUUAAUCACAAUUUUGAUGACUACUUAACCAUCUCCUACUCUUCACAAUCAUUCUUUUGGUGUCUCUACCAUAUAAUAAUCUCUUACUUACACCUAUAAACUCCUCACACAAUCUUAGUUGUAAUCUAACAUUUUGAUAACAAUGGCUGGAGGUACAGCUCUAACUCCAACCUCUGUAGGAUCUAAGUCACUACUUCCAUUGAGGAACCAUGAAGCAGCAGAGAGAGUCAACAACAACAACAACAACAACAGCUUGAAGGCAUUACCCAAAGCGGUCCAACCGGUUUCAUCAAUUGAUGGAGGGAUGGUUAAGAGGCCAAGAGGUAGACCAGCUGGCUCCAAGAACAAACCCAAACCACCAAUCAUUGUGACUCACGACAGUCCAAACUCCCUCAGAGCUCAUGCCGUUGAGAUCAGCUCGGGUAAUGACAUAUGUGAGGCUUUAUCAGAUUACGCAAGAAGGAAACAGAGAGGUCUCUGCAUACUCAGUGCCAAUGGUUGCGUCACCAAUGUUACAUUAAGGCAGCCAGCUUCAUCAGGAGCUAUUGUGACAUUACAUGGACGUUUCGAGAUCCUCUCAUUGCUUGGUUCAAUCUUGCCUCCACCAGCACCGCUUGGGAUCACUGGUUUGACCAUUUACUUAGCUGGGCAUCAAGGACAUGUUGUUGGUGGUGGAGUGGUUGGUGGGCUCAUAGCAUCUGGUCCUGUUGUUAUCAUGGCUGCAUCUUUUAUGAACGCUGUGUUUGAUCGUCUUCCUCUGGAUGAUGAUGAAUCUGCUUCUAUGCAGAACCAGCAGUACUACCAGAAUGGAAGAGCCCGUCCUUCAGAUGACAUUCAUGGUUUGCCUCAAAACCUGCUCACUAAUGGAAACUCUGGUUCUGAUAUGUACUCUUGGGGGCCUGCGCAGCGUGCCAUGUCCAAACCUUAAUAUUGCUAAUGAAGGGAGAACCAUAAGUUAACUGAAACUAAUCUUCCUCUGUAGUUUGUACCUGCAACAUUAAGAAAAAACUAAAACAAAGAUAAGUAAUUGUUAAUGAACUAAAUCAGAAUCCUCUAGUUUAAUACAAAAUAAAUAUUACUGUGUGUUU
Messenger RNA from Brassica napus (rape), 1134 nucleotides. Its product is annotated as AT-hook motif nuclear-localized protein 16-like. The record is from RefSeq and is a predicted model, not a curated record. The coding region runs from base 189 to 974 and encodes 261 amino acids. The transcript has a single exon. Gene Ontology annotation, cellular component: nucleus. Gene Ontology annotation, biological process: vegetative to reproductive phase transition of meristem. Lineage: Eukaryota; Viridiplantae; Streptophyta; Magnoliopsida; Brassicales; Brassicaceae. Gene Ontology annotation, molecular function: minor groove of adenine-thymine-rich DNA binding; DNA-binding transcription factor activity.